This is a messenger RNA of Boeremia exigua, 2535 nucleotides long. RefSeq lists its product as uncharacterized. The record is from RefSeq and is a predicted model, not a curated record. Bases 118 to 2535 code for a protein of 805 amino acids. The transcript has 6 exons. Lineage: Eukaryota; Fungi; Ascomycota; Dothideomycetes; Pleosporales; Didymellaceae.
CCCAGACCUAGCCUUGCAACACCAGCAUGCCAUCAUGUAUAGAUAUGACUCUUGCACCAAGGGGGGAGGUAUUUGCAAUAUCGUUCGCUCGCUUUUGCAUUUUUGGAAGCCUCCACGAUGGCGAACUGUCCACGCAAGCCAACGAAUGCUCUCAUCACCUUCCAGGUGCUUCACUUCGUCAGUCAACUGCGCCGACGUGUCAAGCCACGUGUGCAAAGGGGCUUCGAUGGUGAUCCUCAGCUUGGCAACACGUUCCCCAUUGACCGCCGGGCGACGAGGCACUGUGCUGGGUUGUCCCGACUUAGGUCCCGCGACGCGAAGCAGCCGCAGCACAUCGCCAACCGCAUUUGCAAGUACCGCAAGAACAACCAGAAGCCGAUUAGGCCGGCACUCAGGCUUCGUGCGUCGGGCGUAGAUGUAUCCGAGCGCUCAAACAAGUCUGGAGAAGACAUGCAACAUAUGCUUAGCUCUGUUGACAACCUUCUCGGUCCUACUGGCAAGGCCCUAUCAACGAUUGCGAGCAACGAUGAGCGUUUCCUAGAACAGCGUAAUUCGCCGAUCUUCGAGUGCAAGUCCCUGGACGAUCUUGUGCAAUUGUUGAUGAGCACUUACGAGGCCAUUCAAACCCUGUUGUAUUGUCGUUCGCAGUUCAGUGACAGCUUUCUCGCAGCACAAGGUCAAGACUUUGGGCUCGAUGUGGAUGAGACGUUUGUUGCGAACUACGAGCAUUUACUGCUGCAGCUUCAGACGGAACUCAUCGACGCACUAAAGCGCAAAGCGCUGCAUGAGCUUCUGCACCCAACAGGAGGGCACAACAAAAAGCAACGCAAGCUUCUGAGUUGGUUCAAUGAAUUCGCUGAGAAGCCGCGCCCACUCAGCGCAUCCUUCCCAUGGACCAUCAAGCCGUCAUUGGCUGUAUUGUGGGGUGUCUGCUGGAUGUUCUACAACGCUCCCGGCAAUGCAUCUGUGGACGACGGUCACGAAGGUGGCAACCAUCGCGUUCCAGGCACUCGUAUGCUUCAACACGUUGAUGUUCCAUGGACCGCUCCACAAUCGUCUGAAUAUUUCAACUUCGGCUUGCAGUUGAUUGGCUCACAGCCGCAACCUGAGGUGCAACAACAAACUGGCGACAACAUAGCAGUGGGCCGCCAGAGUGAUGUGUCCCAUGCAUCACGAAACGCGGAUACCUGGUCGCCCGAUUGGAAUCAUUUGGAAUCUAGGCAUCCAAGCCUUACAGAAUCCCAGCCCGUGCCGAUUGGUUCGCUGCCUGCUGCGCAGCCCCAAUUCCCAGGGCAGAGUACUUAUUAUCGGGUCGCCCCCCAGCAGUACCCCAUAUAUUUCGAUAAUAAUUAUUUGCCGCAAGAUCCAGGCGCCGUAGCAAUUACGGCCUUUCCGCAGCUUAGCCCCGACAAUCUUGACCAAAGCUCUUGGCAACUUCCGUACUCUUCUUUGCCACAGCACAGUCCGCGUCAUCUGAUAAACUCUACACAGUGUCCAAGCAUUCGAGUCACAGGGACAGCGGGAACGGGCAGUGAGGUAGUUGCUCCGCCACAAUCCGAAUUCGCGGCCUGGUCAAAUUAUAUAUCAUCCUACGCCUCAGGCCCGCCACGCAACAACGACCACUCAAACUUCAACCUCUUCACCAUGGGAAACACCUUGCCACCAGUUGACGCAUCGUCGAUACAACUCCCACGCAUUAAUCUUAAGCACGAACGCUCGCAUUCCAUCAAUUCAAACUCAGAUUUACCAACUCCAGUCAGCAUGGCCGGUGGAGCUCUCCCAUCACCUAUUGGUGAUCAACACAGAACGACCAUGUCGAGCCCUCAAACUCACACAAGACAACCCUCCGAAGAAUUCUCCUCGCAAGAUGAACAUGACGGGCCGCUGAGGAAAAAUCACUCAUACAAACGUGCCGAAGAGCCACCGCGUAAUGACGACGCAAAGAUGAUUUGCAAACACCAGGAAUGUUCAGGACUGACAUUCGAUCGCAAGUGCGAGUGGAGCAAACACAUGGACAAGCAUGACCGACCCUACAAGUGUCUCGUCCGAGGAUGCGAGAAGCUGCAAGGAUUCACCUACAGCGGCGGGCUCCUGCGGCACGAACGUGAAGUGCACAAGAUGCACGGCGGCACCAAGAAGUCGCUGUUCUGCCCCUUCACAGAUUGCAAGCGCAGCUCCGGCGCCGGCUUCACACGGAAGGAGAACCUUGCCGAGCACAUCCGCCGCGUGCACCGUCGCACAAGCAUGUCAGCGGACAUGCAUGGCCUGGUGAUCCGCCGUGACAUCCUCGAGCGCUCGCCCACCGUCGAGAGCCGCCAGGCCUCCGAGUCGCCCUAUGUCCGCAACUUGGAGUACCGCGGCAGCGAGGAGCCCGCUCUCAAGCGCAAGCGUGUCACUGAUUCGGUGCUGUCGGAUCGCGCUGACGAGGACUUGCGCGGGGAGAUCAAGCGCCUGCGUUACGAGAAUGAGGAGAAGGACGCGCGGUUACGGCAGCUCGAGCAGGCCGUCAUGGCGCUGCAGCAGAGUCGCAGGUAA